This is a messenger RNA of Eleginops maclovinus (Patagonian blennie), 2069 nucleotides long. RefSeq lists its product as uncharacterized. Gene Ontology annotation, cellular component: apical plasma membrane; cell cortex; nucleus. Gene Ontology annotation, molecular function: protein binding. The coding region runs from base 77 to 1675 and encodes 532 amino acids. The record is from RefSeq and is a predicted model, not a curated record. The transcript has 7 exons. NCBI's taxonomy places the organism in Eukaryota, Metazoa, Chordata, Actinopteri, Perciformes, Eleginopidae. Gene Ontology annotation, biological process: regulation of cellular localization; establishment or maintenance of cell polarity; centrosome cycle.
CUGCGUGUGUGUGUGUGUUUUCAGCCUCCAUGUGUCAGCUUGGUUGCCGCUGCAGCAGUGCGAGGACGGAGCUCGUAUGAAGCGUCGCUGCGUUCCUCUGAGAGCCGACCACAAGCUGCUGACCCCCGACACACACACUCUGUCGGGGGUCCGGCUGCUUCCGUUCGUCCAGCUGCGCUCGGAGGUCUCGGCUCCAUCCGAACACCUGAGUGACUCGUCCAGCAGCAAACAGUCAGCCAAGUUAUCGAGGCGUCGCCCAGCAUCGUCUCCGACCCGCCGUCUGAGAUUCGAGGAUGAAACGGAGACAGAGGCGGAGUCUCGAUACCUGGAGCGCCAGAGAAGGCGGGCCGGGCAGCGAGGGACGCCGGUGCUGAUGUCUAAACCGCACCUGAACCGGUAUGUUUACGGAGCGUCGGGGGCGGGGCCUGUCGGAGUCAGCAUACCUGUACCUGAAGACCGGGGGCGAACUCUGCACAGGCCCCGCAUUCACCUGCUGACUGAGCCAAUCAGAGAGACGUAUAUUGGCUCCGUCAGACAUGGGGACACCAGGGUGGUAGGGGGCGGGGCUUACCCCCAAGUGAGGAGAAGGACCAAUCAUAUGGAGAUAAAUGGAAACCCCAUGCCCAUCAUAGACCUGCCAAUCAACCCCUACGCUCCUGACCAGCUGACCACGCCAACGUCCUACUUGGCCCCGCCCCCUGUGGGAUCAGUGAUUACGUUACAGAGCAUAAACUGGAGAGAGGUAGUGCCAAACCAGAACAAGAACCAGAACCAAAACCAGGACCUGGACCAGAACCAGAACCAGAAUCAGAACCAGAACCAGAACCAGGAGCACGACAAAGGGGGUCCAGCUGCAGCACAGCCCCACAAAGAGCUCCACAGCUGGGCAGCACUGCAACAGAGAAGCCCCUCUGUUGAGGUUCAGGUCCAGAGCUCCACCGCUGUGAAAACAGCUCCGCCCCCUGCAUACAGAGAGCCAAUGAGAGCAGAGAUUAACGCUGACGACUCUUCCCUUCCUGAACGCCUCGGCAGCAGAGACGAUUCCUCUCGUCUCUCUCUGCGUCGUCUCUUCUCCAGCGUCAGACUCAGCGGGACUCGAACCGGCAGCCUUGACCGCCUCAGCUUCAGGCCACGCCCCGCUGCAUCAGAUCCCGCCCCCACAGCAACCAGGAAGUCCUCCAGCCACUCUCCCAGUGUGCAGGGGCCGCCCUUCCUGCAGUUGAGGAAGUCGUCAUCCGUUCAGAGUAUCGUGUCGGAGAUUAAGAAGAAGAAGAAGAAGGAUCGCUCUGCGGACUACAGUCGAGCUGCUGAGCCUUUCUCUCAGAGGUCUCUCACCCUGCAGGACGUCGGUUCUCCCUCCUCAGCUCGCUGUGUGGGUCGGGUUCUUCAGGUUUCUGCUGACGGCUCGGUUCUGUUGGAGCUGAACCGACCCACCAGCCGGACGUUCGGAUUCAUCAUCAGCCGAGGGAGAGGACGCCGGGACUCAGGUGUGUACGUGGAGGACAUGCUGGAUGUCAGCACGGAGAAGCUGUUCUCCGGGCUGCUGGCGGUGGGCGAUGAGGUUCUGGAGGUCGACGGGCAGAAGGUGUCCGGCCUCAGUCUGGAUCAGGUGACCAGUCUGCUGACCCAGAACACCGUCACCACCAUCAGGGUGCUACGCACACCUCCACGCUGAACACCACAGAAUGAGAGAGGCUAACAAGACAGCUGAAAAGCACAGAAGAAGAAACCCUUGUUUACAAAGACAGCUGAAAACCACAGAAGAAGAAGAAGGUCCACAACAGUUUACUGUAAUACUUUAAAGCAGCGUCAUAAUACCAGCUGCUAAUCUGAUAUCAGUUAUUAAAUCCUGGAAGUGAUUUCUUUGAUGACCUUUAGGACUUAAAAUGUGUUUCUGAUUUGAACCCUUGUGCCUCUUCAGACCUGCUGUAAAUAUAAACUUAAGUAAUGUUAUUCAACUCAUAAACAUUGAACAAGUAUUCACAGUAUUUAAACCUCCGCAGUAUUUCUGUACACUUUAAAUGUAUGUUUAUCAUUUCUGACAAAUAAAGAUGCACCUUUUAAAUGUU